CGUUCUUGAACAACACGGCCCUUUUAAAGCGCCGUGAAAGGAGAGGAAAGAAAGAUACCGAAAAUAGGGAGGUUAAAGGGGAUUUUAGAGAGAUUCGAGAGUUCCGAAUUCAUCAGUCAAAAGAUGAGAUAUAUUUAGUGUUAUUUUUUAUAUUUGAAUGACCUUUUUGGUUGUAUAUCGACAAUACGGGUAGCUAACUUAGCUAGUGCCAUCAAGCUAACGGCUUUAGCUGUCGUUUACUUAGCCAGCUAGCUUAUCGAUAGCAAGUUAGCGAACAACCAAACGACAAAGGAAAUAUAGCCAGAAAACGUUCAUUCGAUAAACCCUUUUUUUACAUUUUGCUUAUCUGAGCUGGAGCCUUAUUUUUGAUCGAACAACCGAAUACUAAAGCCGAAAGAAGUGACCUGUCUGAAUUAACCACAAAAAAUAAAGUAAAAUGGCGGAGCCGGACAAAUUGAACAUCGACUCCAUAAUACAGCGUCUAUUGGAAGUCAAGGGUUCCCGACCAGGGAAGAACGUACAGCUGACAGAGAACGAGAUUCGUGGCCUCUGUCUGAAGUCCCGGGAGAUUUUCCUGAGCCAGCCGAUCCUAUUGGAGCUUGAGGCACCACUAAAGAUCUGCGGUGAUGUGCACGGUCAAUACUACGACCUGCUGCGACUCUUUGAAUAUGGAGGCUUCCCUCCUGAGAGUAACUACCUGUUCCUGGGUGACUAUGUGGACAGAGGGAAACAGAGUCUGGAGACUAUCUGUCUUUUGCUGGCUUACAAAGUAAAAUAUCCAGAGAAUUUUUUCCUCCUGCGUGGCAACCAUGAGUGCGCCUCUAUCAACCGCAUCUACGGCUUUUAUGAUGAAUGCAAGAGACGGUACAACAUCAAGCUGUGGAAGACCUUCACAGACUGCUUCAACUGUUUACCAGUGGCUGCCAUCGUAGAUGAGAAAAUCUUCUGUUGCCAUGGCGGUCUCUCUCCAGACCUGCAGUCAAUGGAGCAGGUGCGACGUGUAAUGCGGCCCACUGACGUGCCUGACCAGGGUCUGCUGUGUGACCUGCUUUGGGCCGACCCAGACAAGGACGUCAUGGGCUGGGGAGAGAACGACCGUGGGGUCUCCUUCACCUUUGGUGCUGAUGUGGUGGCCAAAUUCCUGCACAAACAUGACAUGGACCUCAUAUGCAGGGCACAUCAGGUGGUAGAGGAUGGAUAUGAGUUUUUUGCGAAGAGACAGCUGGUCACCUUGUUCUCUGCCCCUAACUACUGCGGGGAGUUUGAUAAUGCAGGAGCCAUGAUGAGUGUGGAUGAGACACUCAUGUGCUCUUUCCAGAUCCUGAAGCCUGCCGAUAAGAAGCUGUACACCUAUGGUGGAGGAGGGGCAGGAAUGGGUGCAGGACGACCCGUCACCCCGCCCAGAAAUUCAGCCAAGACCGGAAAGGCCAAGAAAUAGCACCUGCUGGGCCCCUCUGCUCCGAACACCUCCUUCCCUUUCCCUCCUCUCUUUCUCUACCUCCCUCUUUCUUUCUCCUCCAUCACCAA
Molecule: messenger RNA, 1527 nt
Organism: Chanos chanos (milkfish)
Lineage: Eukaryota; Metazoa; Chordata; Actinopteri; Gonorynchiformes; Chanidae
Gene: ppp1caa
Product: protein phosphatase 1, catalytic subunit, alpha isozyme a
Exons: 7
Coding region: 437-1438 (333 amino acids)
Cellular component (GO): nucleus; cytoplasm
Molecular function (GO): protein serine/threonine phosphatase activity
Source: RefSeq, a predicted model, not a curated record